AUGUCGAACGUGACAACGUUAUCAGCAGAUCAAGGCAAAAAACGUCCAUCUGUUUCUUCGAAGUGUUUAUUGAAUAUUAAAUCGAUUGUUACUCAAAAUGUUUCAGCAAAUCGUAAUAGUAGAAAUUCGCCUUUGCAUUUAGCACCAUUACCAUUAGCUGAUGACAAAAUACCGUCGAAAGAACCUAUUAGCCAUGCGGACAGUGUGAAAGACAGAAAUUUGAAACUAAACGCUGCGAUCGAAAGUUUACAAACAUCGUCGAUGAAAGUGGUCGUUCCAGAAAAUGAAAAUGAUCAAUUGAGACUGCAAACAGUCAUCAUUGAAAAACAACAAGAAGAAAUCCAAUCAAGAAACGAUUUGCACGAUGAAACAUCUGCUUUUGAGGAAUCUUCAUCCGUUAUCAACACAGACUCAACCACUGUUCCACCACUUCCAUUGGAUAGCUCGAUGUAUCCAUUCUGUUCACCAUCAUCGUUAUCUGCUCAGGUCAAACCAUUAUUGUCGUUUCCGGCUCAUUCGUCAACUCGUAUCAAUGAAGAAUAUAUGAGACAGAUGCGUCAUAUCAUCGAAACAUCGUCGUCAUCAUCGACAAAUUCGAGUGAACUCAAACCCAUUGAACUUGCCAUUCAUAUUCAUCGGUUUGAUUCCACAUCGCCCUCAUUAUCAACUAUCGAAGUCGAGAAAGAUCGGGAUAUCGAUCUCCAUGACCCUCUAAUUUUUACGAAUGAUUCAUCGAAUUUAACAGUUAAGUCGGGCACUCCAUCAUCUAGUUCUGAUCAAUCUAUGCGAACAAGAAAAUCUUUCGAUGAUCAUUCGAAAAAAAUGUAUUACAAUCAAUCUCGAUCAUUCACUCCAAAUUAUCCAACGAGUUAUGCACGUUUGCCACAUUCACUACGUCAACAACAAACUCUGUUCAAUUCCUUUUCACCAAUAGAAUCACCUCGAUUACCAAAAGCAAAUCCUCCUAUAAAUCGUCGUUCAUUUCCUCAUUUCGAAUCUGUUCGUACACCUGCACCAAAAGCGACGUUUAUCGAUCCUGAUCUGUUCGAUUGUUGUCAAAGUGAAAACAUCUAUUUCAAAGCUGAAACUACUCGAACACGUCGAUCAGUCGAUCGACAACAUUUAACAACAAUUGAAACGACGUUACUUGAGUCGGAGGCUCGUUCGAAUUAUUUUCGUGAUGUGAACAAUAUACGUGAAAUUAUGCUCGAUGCAUCGAAACGUUUGACAACAGACAAUAAUCUCAUGUUACCACUGUCCAUCGUCGACACACACUGCCAUUUCGAUUUAAUCUUUGAUCGUUUACAUAUCCGACAUAAUAAUUUAACAAAAUAUUUCAAGGAUUACAACGAGUAUUAUCCACCAGGACUUUCAUUCGAAUUAGCUAUACAAGUAUUUUGGCGACCGCAACAGCUAACUGAGAAAAACUGGAAUGAGCAUUAUUCGAAAUAUUUGGAUGAUGAACGUGUUUACGGUUCGUGUGGAAUUCAUCCACAUUGGAGUUCCUCGUGGAAUGAAACAUCUGUUACCGACAUCGAACGAUGUCUUCAGCACCCGAAGAUCGUUGCCAUUGGUGAAAUUGGUUUAGAUUUUGGGCCUAAGAAUACAUGUGCAAAACAUGAACAAUGUCGUGCUUUCGAAGCACAAUUGAAACUAGCCACGAAAUGGUCAAAACCAAUCGUUAUACAUGCCAGAGAUGCUCACCAAGAUGCAUUUCCGUUAAUGAAGAAAUAUCUUUCUUCUGAUCACAAAAUACAUUUACAUUGUUUUGUUGGUACUAUGGACGACGUUAAUCUCUAUACAUCUUAUUUUAAAGAAAUCAAAUUUGGUUUUACUCCAUUGAUAACUCGUAAAACUUUUUCACAAACAGUUAUUCAGCAACUGAAAUUAACUCAAAUUUUAUCCGAAACUGAUUCACCUUAUUUUAUUCCCGACGAAUUAUCGACAUACACACGCUGUGCACAUCCUGGUAUGGUCUAUAGUGUUGUCGAAACAGUUGCAAAACUUCGACAAUUACCUGUCAAUGAUGUUGCUGAUCAAUUAAGAGUAAAUGCUCGUCAAAUUUAUGGCGUUUGA
Messenger RNA from Adineta ricciae, 2076 nucleotides. NCBI's taxonomy places the organism in Eukaryota, Metazoa, Rotifera, Eurotatoria, Adinetida, Adinetidae. The record is from the annotation of a GenBank genome assembly.